Staurois parvus is the source of this 459-nucleotide messenger RNA. The record is from the annotation of a GenBank genome assembly. Lineage: Eukaryota; Metazoa; Chordata; Amphibia; Anura; Ranidae.
UCACGGAUAGGUGGCACUGAUAGGUGGCACUGAUAGACAGCACUGAUAGGUGGCACUGCUGGGCAUUGACUGGCACAACCGCUGGGCACUGACUGGCAGCACUGCUGGGCUGCACUGAUGGACACUGGUGGGUGGCACUGGUGGGCACAGGUGUGUGGCACUGCUGGGCACAGGUGUGUGGCACUUCUGGGCACAGGUGGGUGCACUGCUGGACACAGGAGAGUGCACUGCUGGGCACAGGUGGGGCGCACUGCUGGGCACAGGUGGGUGCACUGCUGGGCACAGGUGGGCGCACUGCUGGGCACAGGUGGGAGGAACUGGUGGGGGCACUGCUGGGCACCGAUCAUCAGGGAACUGAUCAUCAGUGCCGAUCCCUGCUCUGACAACUGCCGGUUCUCAGCAGUACUUUCCUCACGCUCUGACAGCGUGAGGAAAGUGCAGCCGAGAACUGGCAAUUGC